Molecule: messenger RNA, 645 nt
Organism: Lodderomyces elongisporus
Lineage: Eukaryota; Fungi; Ascomycota; Pichiomycetes; Serinales; Debaryomycetaceae
Gene: GST3
Product: Gst3p
Exons: 1
Coding region: 1-645 (214 amino acids)
Source: RefSeq, a predicted model, not a curated record
AUGGCUAUUUUAUAUACUGGUCCUACAGGAAACGGUAGAAAACCUUUGGUCCUUGGCAAGCUUCUUAAUGCACCAAUCAAAGUCCAUAUGUUUCACUGGCCAACCAAAGACAUCCAAGAAGAUUGGUACUUGAAACUAAACCCAGCUGGAAUCGUGCCUACCCUAGUUGAUGAUAAAGGCACACCAAUUACAGAAAGCAACAACAUCUUGUUAUACAUCGCAGACACCUACGACAAGGAACAUAAAUUUUUUUAUAGUUUGAAGCAAGACCCCAAAUUGUACUGGGAACAAAAUGAACUCUUGUUCUACCAAGCAACACAGUUUCAAUCACAAACAUUGACAAUUGCAAAUGCAAAUUACCAGAAUGGCCAUAUCGAUGAAAACAUUGCUCAGUACGUGCUAAGCUCCUUUGAAAAGGUAUUUGCGUUUAUGGAGACAAAAUUAUCAGGACGCGACUGGUUUGUUGGUGACAAAUUUACAAUUGUUGAUAUCGCUUUUUUGGUUGGCGAACAUAGAAGACGUGAAAGGUUGCACAACUCGCCUAUUUGGAUCGACCUUAAGGAAAACUUCCCCAAUGUCGAGAAAUGGUUUCAACGUGCAAUUGCUUUUGAGAAUGUGGAAGAGAUAUUAAAAGAGCACGCAUGA